Messenger RNA from Hibiscus syriacus, 1038 nucleotides. RefSeq lists its product as uncharacterized. The record is from RefSeq and is a predicted model, not a curated record. The coding region runs from base 60 to 803 and encodes 247 amino acids. NCBI's taxonomy places the organism in Eukaryota, Viridiplantae, Streptophyta, Magnoliopsida, Malvales, Malvaceae. The transcript has 4 exons.
GCAACUGGGAUGAAGAAACAUCCGUACAUCAUCGAAGCCCAGAUACGAGAAAGAGGGGAAUGAGCUUGUCUCUCCUUCAAGGCUAUUCUUCGGCGGAAGAUGAAGAAUCGGCUGAGCCUGACCGUAUUCAUUACGGCGAAUCCUCCGAAGAAGAUGGCGGUGAAGACGGCAUCGGUGGUAAAACCCAUUCCGACGCUCCCAAGCGGUACGACUCCUCCGUCUUCGAUUUCCCCGAUCCCUCCCGUAAAUCCGCACUCCCUUCCGCAUUCGACGCUUUUUCGCAGGUUUCAGGGCCACCGGCGUACCUAAACCAUGCAGUCGAGGAACUGGGUUCAGUAAGUGACUCUGCCCAACAGCAAGGAAGGCGCGGUGGCCGGAGGGAAUUCAAAGAUAAGAAUGAUAUGCCUUCUGGUGCCGUGGUAGAAGCAAAACCUCAGCUUGUUGGAAUCCAUGAUCGAGUGAGAAGUGAUAUUGAGGGUAGCAAGCCUCCUGCUUCAGCAGUUCCAAACACCAAACAGGAUGGAACAAAGCGAGUCGCAACUGCAACAAAUCCAAAUGCAGAAGAUGCUGCAGAACUCUUGAGGGUGUGCCUACAAUGUGGGGUUCCGAAGACAUACUCCAGUGCUAGAGGAAUGGUCUGUCCGGUUUGUGGUGACCGUCCUCUUGCAGAUGCCGACAAAGAUUCCAAGAAGAAGGGGUCUGCUAUCAAAGAUAAAGAGAAAAGUAAGAGAAUGAGGGGCCAGUCAUCACAUGCAACCUGGAAGAGUGAGACAGAGAUGCAACUCAGGCAGCAAUUUGACUAGUCGGAUAUUCUUGACUUGCACCUCGGAAAAUGUUGGUGUUCUCGGGUUGAGAGGGUUAUGUAACUGAUAAAGUCCAUGCAAUAUCCGUGUCCGCAAACUUUAAAUUCAUUGAUGAAUGUUGUUCUAGGUACAUUGAGCAUAAUUUGGGAAUGUUAUGUAUCAUAGCCGACCAAGAAUGCUUAAUCUAUGUACUGUGUUUUACUUGUUUUUCUCAGUUGAGGUGAGAUUUUAGGGA